GCUUAUCAUUCAUUCUCAUCUCAUUGCCUAUUAGCACCCAACAACCGAGGCCAGAGAACAAGAAUGUCUGAUAUGGUGGAGAAGGCGACGAAUUUCGUCUCAGAGAAGGUUGCCAGCAUAAAGAAACCAGAAGCCACCUUGGCCGACGUCGAUUUCAAAAGCAUCACUCGUGACUCCGCCACCUUUAGUGCUCAAGUCUCUGUAAACAACCCCUAUCCAUGCCCUCUCCCCAUCUGCGAAGUCACUUACCUGCUCAAGAGCGAUAACAGAGUGAUAGCAUCGGGGACGAUGCCGGAUCCAGGGUCGCUAGCGGCGAACCAGACAACGAUGUUAGAUGUACCGGUUCAGGUGCCUUACAGCAUAUUGAUAAGCUUGGCAAAGGACAUAAGUUCAGACUGGGACAUCGAUUAUGCGUUAGAGUUGGGUUUCACGAUAGACUUGCCGGUCGUCGGAAACUUUACGCUGCCACUCUCUCAUAAGGGAGAAAUCAAGCUCCCUACCUUAGGUGACAUCCUUUAAGUUCCUGAAAUUGAAUCGACUUUGGAACUUGCAUCUUCCUCUUUUCAUUUCUCUCUGUUUCCUUGUCCUUUACCAGUUUACCGGUGGAUGUGUUUCAAAUAAAUAUUAGGGUCGCCAGUAGCCUUGUAUUAUCGAUGCGUUAGAUCAUCGAUGCAUCUUCUCUAUCAUUAAAAUUCACAAUAAUACAUUGUGGGUCGAUUCUGAGUUCCAAA
This is a messenger RNA of Nelumbo nucifera (sacred lotus), 731 nucleotides long. Its product is annotated as desiccation protectant protein Lea14 homolog. The record is from RefSeq and is a predicted model, not a curated record. Gene Ontology annotation, biological process: response to desiccation. NCBI's taxonomy places the organism in Eukaryota, Viridiplantae, Streptophyta, Magnoliopsida, Proteales, Nelumbonaceae. Gene Ontology annotation, cellular component: cytosol.